AAGAACCAGAGCCAAACCAAACUUGACUUGACUUUGUGUUUCUAUCGUCUCUCUUUCUUUCCAUUAUUUCUUGCACAAGACUGAUCUUUAACCUCAACUUCUGAAUUCAAAGAUGUUCUGUUCGUCAAGGAGGAAACAGAAGAAACAACAGAAGAUCAAUUUCCAGAAGCAUGGGAGCUUAUUGUUGGAGGAACUCAUUGCAUCGUCAGGAGGUAAGUACAAUCCCAUCCGUACGUUUUCUUCCCACCAAAUCCUUCAAGCGACAAACAACUUCGACUGGAGCUAUGAAAUCUCUCAAGACAUAUUCGUGUGGUACAAAGGUACAAUUGAAAACAGAGCCGUACUGAUCAAGUACUAUAAAUAUGAACUCUUUCCCCCUUACAAUUCCUACCGUGAUAUAGCAGUCUCAUCGAUGAUGAGCAGCCAUAAAAACGUUCUCAAGCUUAUAGGGUGUUGUCUAGAGUUUCCUCGUCCGGUUCUCGUGUGUGAAUACCCAGAAAUGGGAGCUCUUACCUAUCGAGGAGGUGCGGGCAUGGAAAUCAAGCCUUUGCCUUGGAAUGUAAGAUUGAAGAUCGCUAAGGAGAUUGCAGUUGCUGUAACUUAUCUUCAUACUGAAUUCCCUAGGACUAUAAUCCAUAGGGAUUUAAAGCUUGAAAAUGUUUUCAUGGACAAGAAUUGGACUGCUAAGCUCUCUUCUUUCGGCCUCAGCAUAUCGAUUCCGGAGGGAGAAUCGGGCGUACAAGACAUGGUUUGCGGAACAACAGUCUUUGUGGAGAAACAGUAUGCAGGAACAGGCUUUGUCACUGAGAAUGUUGACAUCUACAACUUUGGAUUCAUCAUGCUAGGUCUUUUGACAGGAAAGCGUAGAUUGCAUGAAGUACCGACUAAUGGUGACAGUUAUAAACGGAUUAUGUUGCCUGAUUAUGUUGGGGAGAUUCUUGAGCGAGGUCCGUUCACUGAACUGAUAGACCCUUCGAUGUUGAAUAGCACAACACACAAUAUUCCUGAUCAUUUAAGGCUGCAGAUGGAAGCAUUCCUUGAACUUGCUUUGAAAUGUAUUAGUUUCAGACCAGGGGAAAACGUGCCUCGCAUGAUAGAAGUUGCAAAAGAGCUCAAGAAGAUAGAAGAAAACCAUACAUGAAGCGUACUCUUCUGGACCUUCUGGUGAGACUCAUAACAGAAAUAUAUCUAUCUAUUGUGUUUGUGUAGUCGGUAAUGGAAAAAUUGUUAUCAUCACCUUGUUUUCGAGUCUUCUUUCACGUAAUAUGCUGUAUGCAAGGAUUGUUUACAUAGCUACAUACAUAUAUAUAUAUAAGCAAAAUGAAAAGCUCCCAUUUUCAGUCA
This is a messenger RNA of Camelina sativa (false flax), 1344 nucleotides long. The record is from RefSeq and is a predicted model, not a curated record. NCBI's taxonomy places the organism in Eukaryota, Viridiplantae, Streptophyta, Magnoliopsida, Brassicales, Brassicaceae.